CAAUAAUAUAUGCACAUACCUUCCGAUACAUUAGAAAUAUCUGACACCCAUUAUCACGGAAAACAACGAACAGAACACGUUUUAAGAUUCUUUAAAAGAAGGAAAGAAAGAAAAAGAAAGAGAGAGAGAAAAAAAAACAACUCCUGGCACCACUCUCCCGAAAACACGUGAUUUUACACUUGAAACAAUCCCACUCCUUUUACAGUGGCGAUGCAGUAUCCUAUUCACCUGGUGGGCUCCCCGCUGCUGAGUGCCCCGCUGCCCUUCCGCUGCUCUCGCCUGGAUAAUGCUUCUGCAACACCACUCAUCGGCUCAUCCUACUUCAAUGACCACUGCAUACCACUUCCCGAUGACCUUGGGAAAGAGGAAGCCAAAGUGGGCGCUUCUGUCAACAGCACCCUCCUGGAACCUCCUCCGAACACCGAACGCCAUCUAACGUUCAUGAAAUCGUGCCCAGUGAUAGAAUAUAAUACUUCGAUAUUUACAUCAACGGUUAUCUCAGAAUGGCACCUGGUGUGUGAGCAGACGCACUUGCAGCCGCUCUUCCAGAUGAUGUACAACAUUGGAGGGAUCUUCGGGAGCUUCGCAGGAGGACACGUUGGCGAUAAAUGGGGUCGGCGUCGGUCUCUGCAGAUUGGAAUCGUGUCUUACAUCUUGGUGGUCAUAGCCAUGGCUUUUACAUCCUCCUUCCCUUUCUUAUUAAUUCUGCGGAUACUGACCGGCGUGACUGGCCAGAGUAUGUUAAUACCUGCCUGGAGUCAAGCACUCGAGUCGACUCCCUCCCGCCACCGCAGUCUCGUCGGGAUGCUCCUCGGCCUCCCCUAUUCCCUGUUCGUCAUCGUGUUCUCGGGGGUCGGCUACCUUAUCCGCUCCUGGCGAUACCUCAUGCUCGUGUGCUGCGCGCCGUCCCUCGCGCUGCUACCGCUGUCCUUCAGCUUAAUGGAUGAGUCACCAAGGUGGCUGGUUCAGCAAGGAAGGCAAGACGAUGCCACGAAGGUGCUGAAGAGAGCAGUGAAACUGAACAAGGCCAGCCUCAAUUCGUCGCUUGAAUCCACUAUAGCAAAAAUAAACCAGGCCUCCGACCCCAAACCUGAAGGCGAGGCCGCGUUUUCGGUAAGAGAAUCCCUCCAGCAGGCCAUGGCGUACCUGCGCUCCCCCGUCAUGAGGACCAUCAUCCUCGUCACUCCCCUGCUGUGGUUCCUCCAGAGCUGCCUGUACCUCGCCGUCGCCAUCAACGCCAACAACUUCAACAGUUCGAAUCCUUUCCUGUACGUUUGCCUGAGUGGGGUGAUGGAUGGAUCGGCCAUCUUGCUCAUGACUCCUCUCACCACGUUCCUGGGUAGGCGCAUUAUCGUGGGCGUGGGACUCUUCGUGGGCGGCAUCUUCUUCCUGCUCGAUCUCGUCGUGUCUGUGGAAUACUUCUGGCUCAAGAUGACACUGGUCAUGAUCGGCUUCUUCCUCGUGGCCGGGUCGUUCCAGAUGAACUACGUCUACGGUCCCGAAUUGUUCCCGACCGAAGCCAGAUCGCGUGGCUUUGCGUUCGUCACCCUCAUGGGCGGCAUUGGGUUCAUGUGUUCUCCGGUCAUCACCUACAACUUGGCUAAACUUGCAUGGUGGGCAGCCCCAGUCACCUUCGGCUGCGCUGCCAUACUAGGGAGCUUCACUCUGCCCUUACUGCCCGAGACCAGGAACCAGCCCAUGCCCGACACACUGAAGGACGUAGAGUUAAAAUUAGCGAAGAGAAAGAGAAAAGAUGCAAACAUAGAAAAGGAGAUUAGUUCUUGUGAUGAUACCAAAGACAGUGUAGUGUGAUGUUUUUCUUUCGUAAUGUUUUGAUGAUUUGUUUACCGGUAAUUUUCAUUAUUGGUAGUUUAUACAGGAGUAAUGUUUUCAGAAUCGCUAGGAUGUAUACUGUUAAGAUCGUGAAUGUAUCAGCCAAUAGCUGUGCAAUCCAUGUAAAGAAAUUAAAUACACAGUCAUAUAGUAUUUUGGGAUAUUCCUAAUGAAGGACUAUAUUCAUAACCUGGUAUGUUCAAGUGACAUUUACAAAUUCACAUGCUUGAAAAGGAAAAUAA
Penaeus vannamei (Pacific white shrimp) is the source of this 2075-nucleotide messenger RNA. Lineage: Eukaryota; Metazoa; Arthropoda; Malacostraca; Decapoda; Penaeidae. The record is from RefSeq and is a predicted model, not a curated record.